CUCUCUCAUCCCCAAACAUGCACCUUCGCCCGGAAUCCCGGAUCGACACAACGCAAGCAAUACCACCACAACCAAACCUCUCAAUAAAUCACACCCAACACCUACCCUCAUCUCCCCACACCCCAAUCAAGUAUCUCACAUCAUCUAUCGAUGGGCCGCCCCGCGGGCGUAGUCGGGCGCACGCAGCUCAAGCAGGACGACCUGGUGCGGAUCCAGACCCUGUCGCGCGACGCGCGCAUGGGCCCCUCCGAGAUCCGCCGCGUCACCGGUUACUCCAUCCACCAGAUCAAGUACGCGCUCAAGAAGAAGACCCCCACCGUCGGGAAGCGGUCGGGGAGGCCGCGCAAGGCUGGGGGGAAGACGGAGGGGGAGGCGGCGGUGACGGCGGUGGAGGGGGGGCCAGAAGGAGUUGGUGGUGCUCACGGGAGCGGUGAGGUUUUGGGGGACUCUGAGGGGGAUGCUGGUGUGGAGGGGAGUGGGGAGACUGGGGAGAUGCAGGUGGACUUGGAGGUGGGAACGGGACUCGGAGGGGAGUUCGUUGGCCAGGCCGGACCUGGGCCAUCAAUUGAACAACGCGUGCUUGAAUAUCAAGAACAACAACCACAGCAGCAGCAGCCGCAGCAGGAACAACAACCGCUCGCUGAACACAAUGAACCUCAGCAUCACCCAACGGGGACCAACCACGAAACCGGGAGAGAGUAAUGAGGGGGUCCCUGAGCUGACACCCCCUCAAGGCCGGUUGGUUCGGGCGAUGUGGUGUAUUAAUUAUGCUUGUUCGACAACGUUCUCUUGCCGCAAACCUGUAACCCUGGGAUGAGAUCUUGGCGAAGAGAGCCCAAUGUUUCGGGCCUUGUACCCAACGACUAAUGACUAUGAUUGGAGUUAACUAUGUGUGCAGGAUCUCGUGUUCACUGGGCUUCAAUGUAACACACGCUCAGGACCCAGCGGAUUGGCAUUCAAGAAUGGAACCGAAAAGCGACGGUAAACGAGUGUCUCCCAGGAUUGAUCAAACAACAAAAACCCCAAGAGGAGCCUAAAACUACAGUUGUAAAAGCCCAUCCGAACCACAACUAUCACCUUUUUUGUUCCC
Molecule: messenger RNA, 1090 nt
Organism: Chaetomium fimeti
Lineage: Eukaryota; Fungi; Ascomycota; Sordariomycetes; Sordariales; Chaetomiaceae
Exons: 2
Coding region: 151-702 (183 amino acids)
Source: RefSeq, a predicted model, not a curated record